Colletotrichum destructivum is the source of this 1324-nucleotide messenger RNA. RefSeq names its product Putative glycosyl hydrolase, five-bladed beta-propellor domain superfamily. Bases 96 to 1094 code for a protein of 332 amino acids. NCBI's taxonomy places the organism in Eukaryota, Fungi, Ascomycota, Sordariomycetes, Glomerellales, Glomerellaceae. The record is from RefSeq and is a predicted model, not a curated record. The transcript is spliced from 3 exons.
CCAUGGAUGGGUUCUGACAUGGCUUGUGGAAAGCAACACGAAAGGGGCUGCUGUUACGCGGACCGAUCUGGCUGAUUCGUACCCAAACAUCAAUAAUGCGUGUGCUCUCCAUCCUCACCGCAGUCGCUUCGGCGGCCGCCCUUGUGGCUGGCAACCCUGUGGCCCGCCAGGCUUCCACUUUUGCCGGAUACCUCAUCUCGACCUUCAGCGACGCGAACCCGAAAGUCCAGUUCCACCUGUCAAACGGCAACAGCGCUUCGAGCUUCAAGUUCCUGAACAAGGGCCAGCCAGUCCUCACGUCGAACGUUGGCACCAAGGCUGUCCGCGAUGUGUUCUUGACGACCAACCCUUCGCGGUCCGAGUGGUACAUCAUCGCUACGGACCUCGACAUCAACGCGGCAGGCUUCAACUGGGACAAGGCCACCAGGACCGGCAGCCGGGGCAUCGUGGUUUGGAAGUCGACCAACUUGGUAGACUGGUCUGCCCCUUCAUUGAGAGUCGUCGAGGCGGACACCGCCGGCAUGGUCUGGGCCCCCUCCGCAGUCUGGGAUGAUGCCAAGGGCCACUGGUACGUCUUCUGGGCCUCUCGACACUACCGGUCCACCGACACGGCUCACACCGGGACCGCGACGCUCGACCGGAUCCGCUACACGGCGACCAAGGACUUCGUCACCUUCAGCCCUGCCCGGGACUACGUUGCCCUCGCCGACACCCCGCUCAUCGACCAGGAGUUCCAGUACCUCGGCACGCCCGGCGCGUACGCUCGCUUCCUCAAGAACGAGACGACCAACCAGGUCUACCAAGAGGUCACCUCCAACGGCAUCUUUGGCACGUGGAGACGCAUCCCCGGGUACGUCAGAAGCGAGAGCCCUCGAGAGGGUCCUGCCUCGUUUGCCGAUAACACGACGCCCGGCCUGUACCACCUCCUGCUCGACGACUACACGCAGUACGUGCCUUUCCAGACCAACAACAUUCAGUCGCCGAGCUGGCAGGGCUCCAGCACUUCCGGGUUUCCCAGGGGGUUGAAACAUGGUUCCGUCACGCCCUUGACGCAGGCUGAGUGGAAUGCCCUGAACUCCAGGUUCCCUGCGUAAAGAGUGUGCGAGGGAUUGUGACCCCAGAAACCACGGAUUGUAUGUUAGAGCCUCCGAUGCAUUAUGCAAAUGAUUUGAUGAUGAUUCAUAUAAGUACAAUAAGACAAGCCCGACCGUGGGACCUUUGGCUUGGAGCUUGUAUAGAGUGUCUGCAUGCUUGCGUGACGACGAUUUCUACAAUCGAAGCACCUGCCUGACUGUCAGUUAAGAGAGGAUCAAGCGAAUAAUCC